UGUAUCACGAGGACGUCAUUACGCUACCUGGCAGUGUGAGAACGAUGGUGGCAGUCUGGUCUAAACGGGGCCAUUACCACCUUGUUUGGGAUCAAAGGGCGUCUUCACCUGGUCAGCAGUUAACGACUUUGUUGCACUUGAAAGGCACGCGUUGGCGGCUCAUAACCACAACUAUUGGGUGAAAGGGGAGGGACAACGAAGACCCCUAAGUCAGACUACAAAACCUGCCAGUCUGUGUCUGCCUGGAUACCGAAGUGUUAGGGGGGCCUUGAUAAGCGUAAUUUGUUGUGAACGCCGUUUUAAAGAAGAUACAACUGAGAUAUGGCAUUUGGGUUGGAUUGUGCGAGAUUCGCCGGAGAAAUGAACGCGCUGUUCCCGGGACAAGGCUGGUCAACAACUUCGUUUAUGGAUACCAACAACAACAAUGAUUACACACAUGAAUCCGGCAUUGUACGCCAAGAUGCUCUUCGAGGGGUUCUGGCAGACUCCCGGCGUCGCAGGAAGCGCACGACAUUCAGUAAAGGGCAACUAAGUGAACUGGAGAGGGCCUUCUCCCUAACGCGGUACCCUGACGUCAAAAUGAAAGAGUCGCUCGCUGCACUCACGGGGCUCCCCGAGUCCAAGAUUCAGGUAUGGUUCCAGAACCGCCGUGCGCGUUAUUUCAAGAGCAAGAAGCCGGCAGAAGCAGCAAAACCAUCGACAGACUACUCAGCUCCACAGAUCUCUUACACACCAACCAUGUUCACCAACAUGCCCCUUUCCUACCCCUCUCCUACCAGCUACCCCUUACCACCUCCCCGUUACCCCCUACCACCCCGCCAACCUUCACUACCUCUUCGCUACCCUUCACCACCACCCCAGUACCCCGAACCAAGUCUACCCCAGUCCUCCAAGCUUUCUGCUGUCUGCAUGCCAGGAGCCCAGUCAGUGGACCUAUGCGGAUUUAGCUCUCUAGCCACCGAAGACGCAUGUGGUCUCCCCGUGGACUACAAUCAGCGGCCAGAUUCAGUGUAUUGUCAUUCAUCGACUACAUGCAGUACAUGGGACAUUCUAGAAGGUAUUAUAGCUUGUGAUACUUCAAAAGAUGCUCGGGAACAGUGCGGAAGCAGCUGUGGUCCAGCUGAGCAGAUUGUGCCAGAAUGCCCGGCAACACAGUACCAGUAUGCAACAAGAGGAGGAAGUCAACGGGGGGAAUCUCCCGAAGACCUUGACUUUUUUCAAGACGUCCAUGACAACCUAAACUUCUCAGACUUUGAAGUUGCCACGGACUUGAUUGAUUACCUUCUUGGUUAAAUGUUUUUUUCACAACAGAAAACUUAUAAUUUGCAGAGAAUCCUUUAUUAUCUUAUAUGUAAAAUGCCAGGGCCAAUGGUUCAAGAUUUAUUUAGUUAAUGUUAUU
Molecule: messenger RNA, 1399 nt
Organism: Hypomesus transpacificus
Lineage: Eukaryota; Metazoa; Chordata; Actinopteri; Osmeriformes; Osmeridae
Product: homeobox protein otx5-B-like
Exons: 3
Coding region: 322-1293 (323 amino acids)
Biological process (GO): regulation of transcription by RNA polymerase II
Molecular function (GO): DNA-binding transcription factor activity, RNA polymerase II-specific; RNA polymerase II transcription regulatory region sequence-specific DNA binding
Source: RefSeq, a predicted model, not a curated record